Messenger RNA from Coccidioides posadasii C735 delta SOWgp, 891 nucleotides. RefSeq lists its product as uncharacterized. The record is from RefSeq and is a predicted model, not a curated record. Gene Ontology annotation, biological process: attachment of mitotic spindle microtubules to kinetochore; protein localization to kinetochore. NCBI's taxonomy places the organism in Eukaryota, Fungi, Ascomycota, Eurotiomycetes, Onygenales, Onygenaceae. Gene Ontology annotation, cellular component: kinetochore.
AUGGCCCCGCCCAAAUCCCUCUCAGACAUUCGCGCCGAACUCGAGGAGCUCGAUGCCGCGUACCCAGAGCUCUCAAUAAUCAGAAUUAGUGAGCCCAUCGCUUCAAAUGCAGAUGUCGUUGAUGAGAAUAAAUUAAAUCAAUUAUCUCCUUCAAAGCAGCGGAUUUCAGAUGUAUCUACAAACGGAUUCGAGAACCCGACGCCGACAGCCCUGGAGGCUGACUUGGCGCAUUAUAAGGAACUUUUCUCUAAACUGCGCUUCUCGUACCUCGAACAAGUUACAAAGGAAAAGUUCCUGCGAGCCAUCGUGGGAGAUCCACCCCUCGUCGUGGGACACAAUGAUAAUGUGGAGCUAGAAGCCCAGCUGGCCCUGGUCAAAGCCGAUUUGAAGGAGCGCAAAAAGGAAGUUGCAGAUUUAAUAGAACAGAUGGAGAAAUCGGGUAGAGAUCUGGCGAGCCGAUACAAAAAAGUCCAGCUCCAAACCACUCAGCUCGCUGAGCUACCUUCGUCAAUCUCUGAGCUUGAGAAUACCAUAGCUGAGCUGCGUGCUUCAUCGGCCAAUGCCUCACAGUCGCCUGAAUCUGGGGAUGUCCCUGCGUCCCAAACUCUCUCGCUCCAGGAUACACUUGCUCUCCUCGCGGAGCGUGAAGCUGAGCUUGCAAGCCUAAACCAUCAGCUGAGCUCGGUAGGACCCGUCUUGCCUAGGAAAGCUAGGGAGGCUGAAGCGGCAGAACGAGAAAUUGCCGGGUUGGAGAGGAGGCGGAACGAAGUUGUUGCUCAAGCGAGAGAAACCCGCAGGAGGAAGAACGAAGGAGAAAGUGACGGGCUGGAAGAAAUGGGAAGAUGGUACAAAGGCGUAGAGCAAGGCCUUAAGAGUUUGGUAGGAACAUAA